Molecule: messenger RNA, 615 nt
Organism: Cydia amplana
Lineage: Eukaryota; Metazoa; Arthropoda; Insecta; Lepidoptera; Tortricidae
Product: mitochondrial import receptor subunit TOM20 homolog
Exons: 4
Coding region: 106-573 (155 amino acids)
Biological process (GO): protein import into mitochondrial matrix; tRNA import into mitochondrion; protein targeting
Cellular component (GO): mitochondrial outer membrane; mitochondrial outer membrane translocase complex
Molecular function (GO): transmembrane protein transporter activity
Source: RefSeq, a predicted model, not a curated record
UGCCAACAUGAGUCCUUUUUGCUAAUAAAUGGCGGACCACCAAAUUUUGUAACAAAAGUGAUCCGAUAUUUCUGUGAAUAAAUCGUUUCGAAAUAAAAUAUUACAAUGGAGUUGACUCGCACUACACUUGGAAUUGCCGUGGGCAUUGCCGGGACUCUGUUCCUGGGGUAUUGUGUAUAUUUCGACCAACAACGUCGCAAGGACCCUCUUUUCAAAAAAAAGCUCAGAGAACGCAGACAGAAUGCCCGCAAGAACGCGUCACGCUCAAACGCCAUGGGAGGGCCGCUGCCUGACAUGAGCGACCAUGAGGCUAUGCAGCGGUUCUUCCUGCAACAGAUACAGCUUGGUGAGGAGCUCCUGGCAGCUGGAGACCUCGAGGCGGGAGUGGAGCACCUCGGCCAGGCGGUGGCAGUGUGCGGGCAGACACAGCAGCUGCUCAGUGUGCUCCAACAAACCAUGCCGGCCCCGAUCUUCCACCUGCUCCUGAAGAAGCUCCCCGAGGUCUCGGAGCGACUCCGGGCCUCCAUGAAGGCGAGCGGUGGCAGUGUUCUGCAAGAGGAGGACGUUGAAUAAGCAGAGGCUGGUUAUGAAUCAACGUUGAUUUGCACUUGCGGC